Messenger RNA from Penicillium taxi, 1566 nucleotides. RefSeq names its product putative metaphase-anaphase transition protein (Mlo2). Gene Ontology annotation, molecular function: ubiquitin protein ligase activity; zinc ion binding. Gene Ontology annotation, cellular component: cytoplasm. The transcript has 4 exons. The record is from RefSeq and is a predicted model, not a curated record. Bases 1 to 1566 code for a protein of 521 amino acids. NCBI's taxonomy places the organism in Eukaryota, Fungi, Ascomycota, Eurotiomycetes, Eurotiales, Aspergillaceae.
AUGGACCCUCCUAGUACUGCUGCACAUCAGCUCGGUUCUCGGCGCGAUAGCUUUGCGUCACAGGACUCUCAGACUGCCAAAGAAUUCAUCGACGAUCAGACCCGUCUGGAGGCUGAUGCCCGUGAGAUUCUGCCAUAUUCGUUCGAUUCCUGUACCCAUGAUCUCGGUCCGCUGCGUCAGAGCCUCUUCUCAUGUCUGACUUGCAACCCUCCUCCUGCCAACGCCGAUGAUCCAUACUCUGCUGCCGCGGUCUGCUACUCUUGCUCCAUUGUCUGCCAUGGCGAACACACCCUAGUUGAGCUUUUCCAAAAGCGCAACUUUGUCUGUGAUUGUGGAACUUCUCGUCUGCCUUCCACCUCCCCAUGCAGUCUGCGCGUCGACCCCAAAACUGGUCGCAAAGGCGUCCACUCCCAGGAAGCAGCAUCUACCAACACAUACAACGAUAACUUUCGCAACAAGUUUUGUGGCUGUGGCGAAUCGUAUGAUCCAAACUCGGAGAAAGGAACUAUGUUUCAAUGCUUGGGUCUUGGUUCUGUCGCGACUGGCGGCUGUGGGGAAGACUGGUGGCACCCAGAAUGUCUUAUCGGCAUUUCAAAAGACUGGUACGAGGAGAGUCUGAAGAAACCGAGUCUUGUUGAUGAAGCUGUCGAGGAAUUGGACGAGGAUCCGCCUAUGCCCCCUGGUUUCCCCGAACAGGAUGAUUGGGCAGUCCUUAUCUGCUACAAAUGUGUCGAAUCUAACCCGAACACCUGGAUUUUUUCCCCCGUUUAUCAGAAUGGUGGCAUGAAAGAGGAGUUACCUUGCGAAACUCAAACGCACACACGAGCCCCUGAGAGCUCAAAGGAAGAGACAGAUAACCCGAAGAAACGCAAAGCAGAAGACAAAGAAUCUGACCAGGAAGAGGCCCCCACAAAGCGUACCAAGGAAGCAUGCGAGGCAUCGACCCUUGCCACCAUCGAGGAAGAGCCCAAGAAGUCGAUCCUUGCCACCAUUGCAGAACAGUCAUCCACAACUGCCACCUCAGAGAUGGUCAGCUCAGAGCCGGUCGCCUCAGAAAAGGUCACCGAAGAUAAGGUCGCUUCAGAGAAUCAAGCAACUCCCGAAAACACCGAACCAAAACACGCCUCUCUCCCCAGCAAAGGCCCAACCGAAUCAUUCUCCCUCUUCUUAAAAGAGAACUUCUAUGACAAACUCUGCCACUGCACAGAAUGCUUCCCCAACCUCCUUUCUCACCCACAGCUGCGCGAAGAAGAAGACACUUACGAGCCCCCUCUCUCCGAAAACGGCGACGCAAGCAUCUCAGGUACAGGUAGUCUCCUCGAACGCGGCGAGGCAGCACUCAGCACUGUCGAUCGAGUCCGCGCCAUUGAAGGCGCUAUGGUUUACACCCAUCUCCGAGAUAAGGUGAAGACGUUCUUGAAGCCUUAUGCCGAGAGUGGGCAGGCUGUUAGCGCUGAGGACGUUAAGGCUUAUUUUGAGAAGUUGCGCGGUGAUGAGCAAGGGAUUCGAGAUGCUGCCGGUCAGGCUGGGACUGGUGGUGAUGUUCGACGUGAACAGAGUGGUUAG